Cannabis sativa is the source of this 1589-nucleotide messenger RNA. RefSeq names its product putative F-box protein At5g60060. NCBI's taxonomy places the organism in Eukaryota, Viridiplantae, Streptophyta, Magnoliopsida, Rosales, Cannabaceae. The record is from RefSeq and is a predicted model, not a curated record. The coding region runs from base 382 to 1425 and encodes 347 amino acids. The transcript has a single exon.
AUUAGCAUUUUCAUGGUUUUAAUUUCUUCUUAAUUUUAGUUCUCACUCGUAUUACUAUACAUUAAUUCGAAGCAAAUGGAUGGUACAUUCCUAAAUUAAUUUCUGAAACUGAAAGAAAAGAAAAUGGAUUCAGGUAAUUCAUAUAUAAAUAUUUAUAUAUAUAUAUAUAUAUUUGUAUAUUAUGUAUUAUUCUACAUUAAAUUAGGAUCAAAUCUUCGUAAAAAUUUCAUAUGAAUUUCAUUAAAUGUUGACACAAAUUUCAUUUUUGUUUCAGAUUGGGCAAAUCUUCCAUGUCACCUAUUAGAAUUGAUUUUUGAAAAGAUAGAAGCAAAAUAUUCAUUUUCAUUUGCUUGUGUUUGUCUCUCGUGGCGCGACAUAGCAAUGGAAAAUCGAAGUAAGUUAAUCGAACUAAACCAUCAUCUAGUUCCAAAGCUUUUGAUUCCAAAUGAAAGCGAAGCUAAUAAUUUAUGGAGUGUCUAUAACCUAAGCUCAUACCGCCACAUAUCUUUAGAAUCAUACCUAUUACUCCCUUCUUACGAUAUUCCUUUUAUAGGCUCCUCCGAAGGAUGGUUAGCUACUAUUCAAAAAGAUUUGAAAAUCACACUUUUUAAGCCUCUUAAUAACACUAUAACAAUUUUUCUUCCUCCUUUAUUUGAUGAUUAUAAGCAUCGUGAUUCAUUUAACAGAUUCAUAACAUUCACACCAAAUCCAAUAUCAAAUCCAAACGAUUUCAUUACGAUAGUGAUAUUUGGACCACUUCUUCAAGUGGCUUAUAUUAGACCUUUAAAAGACGAUUCAUGGACUCAUGUACUUGAUCCGUCGCCUUUUAAUAAGGCCUUUGUUAUAGACGACAUUUUGUACUAUAAAGAUGCUUUCUAUGGAGUUGAUUUUUAUACGAGUGGACUUGUUUCUUUCGAAAUUAAGUAUGAUGAUUCGUCUUAUGAACCGAGUUUAAAGUUGGUUGGUGGGAUUCAAACAAACAACCGUAACAAUGAUGAUGAUGUUGUUUUUGAUAAAAAAUAUUUGGUGGAAUCAUAUAAAGGAGAUCUUUUGCAAGUUCAAAGGUAUGUUUAUAUGGAGACAUUUCGUGUAACAACAUGUUUUGAUGUUUUUAAGUGGAGUUUUGAUCGAUCAAAUUGGGAAGAAAUAAGUGAUUUAGGUGAUGAAGCUUUGUUUGUAGGUGAUAAUUCUUCAGUAUCAGUUGAUACAUCAUUAAGUUCUACAAAAUGUCAGAGUAACUGCAUAUAUUUUACCGACGAUAACAGUGUUCAUUCAAAUACUAAUAACCCUUCAGAUAUGGGAGUGUACAAUCUUGAAACUCGAAGUGUGAGACGUUUCAACAUUGAUACAAAUCUCUUUACUAGAAUGGGUGGAAGAGCACCCAUUUGGAUUGUACCUAACAUAUCUAUAAAAAAUUAUAAGUAAGGUCUCUCUACUUGGUGUUAUGUUUUUUUUUUCUUUUCUUCUUUUUUUAUUCUUUUUGUUAAUUGGUUUCCAAAGAUUUGAAUUCUAUGAAACAUUAUAUUAAGAUUGUUUGAAAUAUUUUUAUUUCAUGUUGAUUAAAAUUAAUUUGAUUGUUUUAUAUCGUU